AUGGUCAAGAAGGUUGUCUUUCUUCCACCCAUAACUAAAUAUUUUAUUUCUGUGCAAAAACUUCUCUCUUUCUUUCUUUCGUUUUUUCUUUCUAUCAUUCUUUCUUUUUUCUUUCUUUCUUUCUUUCUUUUCUUCUUUCGUUUCUUUCUUUCUUUCGUUUCCUCUUUUUUUUCUUCUUUCAUUCGUUUCGUUUCUUUCAUUUCUUCAUCAGCGUUAUACAACUUUUCAUUCACUUUGACACCACAAUCAUCAUUUCUCUUCUUCUUCUUCUUCUUCUUCUUCUUUCAUUUUACUUUUUGUUGUUCUCACACUUUUAAAAAAACAAACACUCUUUAUUCUCCCUUUUUUUUUUUACUCGUCCAUUUUUCUUGUUGUCCAUCUUCACAACUUUUUGGUUUCUUCAUUCACUUCACACACCGCUGCAUUUCUCCACAUCAUUUCCGAGUUCCUUUUGGCUUUCUACUCUACUUCUUAUCCCAUCAUUUUCUUCCGCUUUAA
Molecule: messenger RNA, 498 nt
Organism: Acanthosepion pharaonis
Lineage: Eukaryota; Metazoa; Mollusca; Cephalopoda; Sepiida; Sepiidae
Source: the annotation of a GenBank genome assembly